AUGGAACCCCAGUUCGCUUUGAAAAUCUGGUUUAUUUUGCUGUUCGGGGAAGUGCUGGGAGAGCAACCGAAGACGACAUCAAAUUCCAUAAGUUUUGCUCUGGAAUCCAUCCCCACCAAACUCCUGAUCCUCUCCUGUGUGGUCGUGAUCACUUUCACCUGGCUGGGCUGUGCCUACUUCAUGGCCAAUCGUCAUCAGAAGGCAGUCCAGUAUCUCCAGAGCCAGCUGGACGAACUGUGGCUGCUGCAGGCAAAGCCCUCCGUCUGGCCACAUGCUCCUUUCAUCCCGAAACCUAGAGAGCAAAAUCCCUUGGAGUACAUCACGCCAAAGGAGCCGGAGGAGCAGGAACAGGAGGCCGUUGAGGCGGAGGAGAGAGCUGAAAAAGCCAAGGCUUUUCUCGAAGCAAGAACCAAAGAAAAGUAGUAAGAUGUUACAUAAUCUCUUG
Molecule: messenger RNA, 445 nt
Organism: Drosophila eugracilis
Lineage: Eukaryota; Metazoa; Arthropoda; Insecta; Diptera; Drosophilidae
Exons: 1
Coding region: 1-423 (140 amino acids)
Source: RefSeq, a predicted model, not a curated record